UUUUCUCGGCAGCUUCUAUUAUUAGAAAAAUCUAAGCGCAAACAUAGGCUGAGGUCAUCCUUCCGAACCCUUUCAUCGCCAGCGAUCCCGGCUUGCUUCGGAGGCACGAGCGGCGGCUUCCUUUUCACCCGGUGGUGCUUACCUUCAUUUUGUAUCUAUAUAUCUCCGUUGAUCUCGCGGAUUAGACGCGGCAGAGUUUAUUUGAAUGGAUGGUCAAAGAUUUAAGCUAACAGGAGGGCCAUUCAGACAAGUAGGACAACAAAGAGAAGGGGAGGAGGUAACUAUUCCUUUAGCAGAGGCACAUCUAGAUUUCUCUGUUAAAGAUUCAGUUGAAGAUUUUCGUUUGCCAAUCAAUCACAGACCUGUGGAGAACCUUAUAAUAGAUGACCUUGAGCAAGCAUCCCUGGAUACACAACUCACAUCAUCGAACAUAGGUUAUAGGCUUCUACAGAAGAUGGGAUGGAAAGGCAAGGGCCUUGGCAAAGAUGAGCAAGGCAUAGUUGAACCAAUAAAAGCAGGCAUCCGGGAUCCAAAAUUAGGUGUGGGGAAACAGGAACAAGAUGACUUUUUUACAGCUGAAGAGAAUGUCCAGAGGAGGAGACUGGAAGUUGAACUUGAGGAGACUGAGGAGCUUGCUAAGAAGCGUGAGGUCUUGAGCUUUUCGUGCAAUUUUUAUUAUCUGGUGGCUUCUACUGCCUGCUUCGUGCAAAUGAUGACAAUCCAGGUUAUAGCAGAGCGUGAGCAAAAAAUCCAAACCGAAGUGAAGGAAAUAAAGAAGGUGUUCUUUUGCAAUCUCUGCAACAAGCAGUAUAAGUUGGCGGUGGAAUUUGAAGCACAUCUGAGUUCAUAUGACCACAACCAUAGAAAGCGGUUUAAGGAAAUGAGAGAUAUGCGUGCUAGCAGCAGUCGCGAUGAUAGGCAAAAAAAGGAGCAAUUGCGUCAAGAAAAAGAGGUGGCCAAGUUUGCUGCUCAAAUGUACGUUUACCAUUACGAUGCUCGCAGAAGACAGCAUGAGCAGCUUCAAGAACAGAGUGAGGUCCCAACUGAUUCAAGCAAGGGAGGAAAUGCAACUCCAGUUAAUGAUCAAAGACAGACCUUGAAGUUUGGGUUCACUUCAAAGCUUGGAUCUACUAAGAACCCUGCUGCUACUGCUGCUAAGAAGGCAAAGAUAGCUGUAAAGGUUACAUCAGUGUUCGGCAAUGAUAGCGACGAAGAAUCAUGAUCUAGAAAGUAGUUUUAAUUUUCUCAAGAGAUUUAUGUUUUGUUUGGGACAGCUUUCUUAGUGCUUUUUAAAACAGUUUUUAAUACAAAAAUCUUUUGUACUAAAAAGCAGAAAUACAUCCCAAACGAAGCCUUACAACUGAAGAGGCUGAAGAUUCUGCCUAAAAUAUAACAUUUUGAUCUCAUGUUCAUUAUUGUCGAAUCUUAUUCAAGAAUGUUUUAUCUUUUCAGUGUUCUUGCUGAAAUCUGGACUUUGCCACUUGACAUUAUGAUAUCAUGAAGCAGCAGGAUAUUUUUUAUUUUCCUU
Molecule: messenger RNA, 1528 nt
Organism: Dendrobium catenatum
Lineage: Eukaryota; Viridiplantae; Streptophyta; Magnoliopsida; Asparagales; Orchidaceae
Product: G patch domain-containing protein 8
Exons: 8
Coding region: 206-1222 (338 amino acids)
Molecular function (GO): nucleic acid binding
Source: RefSeq, a predicted model, not a curated record